Molecule: messenger RNA, 334 nt
Organism: Chionomys nivalis (European snow vole)
Lineage: Eukaryota; Metazoa; Chordata; Mammalia; Rodentia; Cricetidae
Gene: Gng14
Product: G protein subunit gamma 14
Exons: 2
Coding region: 116-334 (72 amino acids)
Biological process (GO): G protein-coupled receptor signaling pathway
Cellular component (GO): heterotrimeric G-protein complex
Molecular function (GO): G-protein beta-subunit binding
Source: RefSeq, a predicted model, not a curated record
GGCAGUCGAGCCUGUUCAGGAGUCUUCAGCUGAGGUAGCUGAACGUGGGGGACCCAGGAGGAGCUGCAGAAGCUUGGAAGCUCAGGCUUGCGGAGUACUGCUCACCUUCUCCCAGAUGUCCAGCAAGGUGGCCACUGGCAGUGACAUCGGACAGGCCCGCCGGGCAGUGGAGCAGCUGCGGAUGGAGGCAGGCAUCAACCGCAUAAAGGUGUCUAAGGCAGCCACAGAUCUGCUGCAGUUCUGCACGGAGCAGGCCAAGAGCGACCCCUUCCUUGUGGGCAUCCCCGCUGCCACCAACCCCUUCAAGGAAAAGAAGCCCUGUGCUAUCCUAUGA